Acanthosepion pharaonis is the source of this 462-nucleotide messenger RNA. The record is from the annotation of a GenBank genome assembly. Lineage: Eukaryota; Metazoa; Mollusca; Cephalopoda; Sepiida; Sepiidae.
AUGCAACUUCAUCCCAACACCGACCUCACUACUUAUACCACACCUUCCUUCCAAUCUCCUUUUCCUUCCCCGCUCUCCACCAUCACUCAAAGCCGGCUGGCGUCACCCCCAAGCCCACCUAGAACACCAGCGUCCCUCCCCGACACACAUCCGAAAUAUUUUAUCGAUUCGAAGCAUUUCCCGCGCAAAGACUGGAAGAAUGGCAAAGGGAACGCCGUCGAUACGAAGUCAGCAUUUGCGAGCUGGGCUGUCUCCAUCAUUAAUCAGAAUCGGAAGGCCUAUAGGCAGAUAAAAUUUGGGCUGCAGGCCACGUACAACGAGGCGAGCAGGUGCCACCCCCACGAGACGCUGACCACCAAUGUAAGUUUAAUCAUUUUGAGGGCAGAUGGGAGAAGUGGGUGGCGGAUGAGGAGAAGAUGGUUGUCGGGCGGCAAACGUGGAGUAGGGAGGAUUGUAAUUUGA